This is a messenger RNA of Doryrhamphus excisus (bluestripe pipefish), 4342 nucleotides long. It is a transcript of the gene osbp2a, whose product is annotated as oxysterol binding protein 2a. The record is from RefSeq and is a predicted model, not a curated record. NCBI's taxonomy places the organism in Eukaryota, Metazoa, Chordata, Actinopteri, Syngnathiformes, Syngnathidae. Gene Ontology annotation, cellular component: plasma membrane; perinuclear endoplasmic reticulum; cytosol. Gene Ontology annotation, molecular function: cholesterol binding.
UGACACAGCUGUCGUAAAAAAAAAACAGGAAAUGUUCCGUUAUUUUCAAAACAGAAUUCUGUAGGGAUGGUUAAAAGUCAAUUGUUGUGGAAACCAAAAUCGAAACUGCUCUUAUUGCGAUAUAAAUUAAGAAUUUAGUUAGCUUAUUUUACAGAAAUAUGCUCUUCAAUGUGACACCUGCCAGCAUCGGCAAACGUCGAGAGCUUUUAUUAUCGGUUUUCGACGUCAAAGUAGAAACAGAAGUUUAAUAGUAUUAGUAGUAACAGUUUCAUGUUUUUAUAUAGUUUCUUGUUCUAGCCUCUGUGGCAUGUAGACAGAGCUGAAUCUCUCUCUCUCUCUCUGGGAAGAUGACUCUGGUGUUAAGCCGUCCAGCUGCAGGCUAGCAGCGGUUAGCAUCAGUUUAGCUUAGCCGAGCAUCUGUCUCAUCUGGACAGAACUAGCCGCGUUUCCGCCUCGGAGUCCCGACAUGGAUGAAUUAGUGAGGAGUUUGCCUUCUCCGACUCUCCCGGGGAUACAGCUGCCGUGUUUGGACACCCACAAAGGCUGGCUCUUUAAAUGGACCAAUUACCUGAAGGGCUACCAGCGACGGUGGUUUGUCCUCAGCAAUGGCCUGCUGUCCUAUUACAGAACGCAGGCGGAGAUGGCCCACACAUGUCGAGGCACCAUCCCCAUGGCGGCCGCUCACAUCGAGGUGGGUGACACAUGUCACCUGAUGAUAUCAAGCGCAGGACGCAGCUAUCACCUGAAGGCCACAUCUGAAGGGGAGUGUCAACGGUGGGUGUCAGCCCUGCAGGAGGCCAAGGUCACUGCCACCGCCUUGAUUCAACACUCCGAAGACGACUCUGGAGAUGAAGGGCUCGAGGCUGAGGAGGACGAUCGAGCCUUAAGCCAAGGUGUGCUGAAGACGUUGGCCAACAAGCUGGACGACCUGAGCACCUGUAAUGAUCUGAUAGGAAAGCACGGUGCCGCCCUCCAGCGCUCCCUCAGCGAAGUCGAGGAACUCCGCGGCUGUGCCAACAGCGUGGACAAAUUGAAAAGCGUUAACGAGCGAGCCGCGCUCUUCCGCAUCACCUCCAAUGCUAUGAUCAAUGCUUGUCGUGACUUCCUGGAUGUAGCGCAGUCUCACAGUCGAAGGUGGCAGAAAGUCCUGCAGCAUGAGAGGGAGCAGCGUCUCCAUCUGGAGGUGACCAUCGAGCAGCUAGCCAAACAGCAUAACAGCCUGGAGACGGCCUGGAGGGAGAAGCCCACCUCGUAUGCAGGUGUGGAAAGAUCUUGCAAGGGGGAUGAGAGUGAAGAGAAUGACGAAUUCUUUGAUGCCAUGGAGGACACCCCUUCAUUCAUAACCUUGUCUACCAAUGCAGAGACGCAAAAAUGCUCAGGGAGUAAUCAGAGUAUGAUGAGCAGUGGAGUUCCUCAUGACUGGACCCACAACGAGAAUGACACCUCAGGCUCAAACCACAUGCAGGUACGAAGAGCAAGACGCAGCCGAAUUCCAGACAAACCCAAUUAUUCCCUCAAUCUGUGGAGCAUCAUGAAGAACUGCAUUGGAAAGGACUUGUCAAAGAUACCCAUGCCUGUCAACUUCAACGAGCCGCUGUCCAUGCUGCAGCGUCUGACAGAGGAUCUGGAGUACAGCGAGCUGCUGGACCGGGCGGCUCGCUGCGAUUGCUCUCUGGAGCAGAUGUGCCUGGUGGCCGCCUUCUCGGUGUCCUCCUACUCCACCACCGUCCAUCGCACAGCCAAGCCUUUCAACCCUCUGCUGGGCGAGACGUAUGAGCUGGACCGCCUUGAGGACUACGGCUACCGCUCCAUCUGUGAGCAGGUGAGUCAUCACCCACCAGCCGCCGCUCACCACGUCAUCUCGCAGCGAGGAUGGACCCUUUGGCAACACAUCACUAUUGACAGCAAGUUCCGUGGGAAGUACGUGUCUGUCAUGCCACUAGGAAACAUUCACCUGCAGUUCCACUCCAGUGGGAAUCACUACGUGUGGAGCAAAGUGACAUCAACAGUGCAUAAUAUUAUCGUGGGGAAACUCUGGAUUGAUCAGUCUGGGGACAUCGACAUCAUCAACAGCACCACCAAGGACACGUGUCAUCUCAAAUUCUCCCCCUACAGCUACUUCUGCAGAGAAGCCCCACGCAAGGUUACGGGAGUAGUUGAGGACCAAGAAGGCACAGCUCAUUAUAUCCUGUCAGGAACCUGGGAUGAGAAGAUGGAGAGCGCCAAGAUAGUAAACAGCAGUCAAGGAUGCGGAGGCUCUGAAGGCAAACAAAAGACAGUUUAUCAGACUCUUCAGUCCAACCUGCUGUGGAAGAAAUACCCUCUCCCGGAUAACGCAGAAAACAUGCAUUACUUUUCCGCCUUGGCUUUGACUCUGAAUGAACCGGAAGAGGGAGUGGCGCCCACUGACAGUCGCCUGCGGCCUGACCAACGGCUGAUGGAGGCCGGGCUGUGGGAUGAAGCAAACACACACAAGCAGCGUCUGGAGGAAUGCCAGAGGCUGGAGAGGAAGAGAAGGGAGGUGCAAGCCACCCAAGCCCUGCAGGAAGGGCAAGAGGCAGAGGUGUACCAGCCCCUGUGGUUUGAGAAGAGAACAGAUGACGGCACAAGAGAAAGCAGCUACAUCUACAGAGGAGGCUACUGGGAGGCCAAAGAAAGGCAGGACUGGAGACAGUGCCCGGACAUCUUCUAGAACACAAACUGCUCUUGACGCUUUCAUGUGAACACACCACAGGGUGGAAUAUCACGCUUCCUAUUGAACAUGGAUCAUUUUUUGAGCCAAAAAAGAACACCUCUUGUCCUGCCUGGUGACACAGAAGGAAUGCCUUGCGCCUUCUCAAUAGCUGGAACUCUUUAUGCGUACUUCUGACAGAGACAGCAUCACAUCUUGCUUUGUUAAAUAAAAGACUUGAUUCUUACAACAGGACUUUGUAUGGUGGACCUGCACAGUCAAUCGAAACCGAUUCUGCUUUAUAAGCAUUGAGAAUUAUUCUUAAGAGUAUUAGACUAGAAUCAUUUUUCAUGUUAAAAGUGAAUUGACUAGUCGUCGUAAUAGUAGUAGUAGAUAGCUCAUGGAAAUAGACAUAAGAUCUUCCUUUUUCCUUGACAAUGCUUUCACAUAAGACAUAUAUUUGACAAAAUAUUACAUUUAAAUAUUACCUGAGUGGCUCUAACUUAUAUGACGUAUGUUUAUUAUUUAAUCGAAGUAUGGACAGACAUUCCAGUGGUGGUAAAUGAGAAGAUGUGUCCAAUCUUUUGACUGGUACUGUAUAUCCACUAAAACUGUGUUCCCCAAACUUAAAUUAACUAAUCCACGUAUUUUACAUUUGACAAAUAUCACGGCACACAACCACGCAAAAAUGUUUAAUUAAAAUACUAGUUAACUAGUUUUUAAUACUGGUAAUGUGUGUGGUUAUACUCCCUAGCAAUUGUUGUUUAGACAUGUAGGCAAUAAGAAAACUGCACUUGUGGAAAAGUACUGUAGAAGUAGUCCCGGGCAAGCAAUGUGCUUCUAUGCAGCACAAUUGUUUUUACAUGCACAAUAUAUAAUUAAUAGUAGUAAUCUGUUUAUUUAUGGGUCCUAUCGUGUACAUGUAUUAGAAGCACUCAUCGACUUUGACCUGUAUAUAGCAAAACAUGUAUUUGAAGUAGAAUUAUUCACUGUAAAAACACUACUUGAAUAUCUAUAUUAUGGUCGCUAUUUAACAAACUGAGUUGUUGAGAUGUUGUUCAACUAAAGCACAACGUACAAGUUUACCUGCAACUUGUAACCUGUAACUAAAUACAAAGGUUUUAAUGCACUACAUGUACUGUAAUGUAGCUAUGCAUGUUUUUUUUUCAAGAGGGGAAAGUAGUGUGAAGCCCGGUCACCUGGUCUCUUAUUACUGAAAUGUGAUGUGAAAUCACCAUUUGUGCCCAAAGACCUUGAAAAUGUUCCUUUUUUUUUUUAGUUCAAAUAAAAACAUGAAGGUGUGGCUGUCAUUGCCAUGGUGUUACUUGCUGUCAUUUUAUGACUGAUUUAAACAUAAAGAGAUCCAGGGGAUAUUUUAUGCCAUUCACUUUUUAAAAAGAUUUAUUCAUAUUUUAAUGAACGGCAGGCUACACACGUUUCCUUUUUUUUUUUAGACUUGUUUAACAAAUUACAUGAAUUGAAUUGGUUACAUUACAGUUAAACACGCCUCUCCAUGUCUUUUACUAAUAGUCACGCCAUAUUGUUUACAUGUCAACACAAUAUGUUAGCUUGUUUACAAUAUUUUGUUGUGUUAAAAGAAAAGGAAGGAAUCAAAAUGUUCCAUAUAAAGAUAAAACAAGAUUAGUAUUGUUGAGUAUGUUUUUAAUUUUG